Erigeron canadensis is the source of this 15469-nucleotide messenger RNA. RefSeq names its product auxin transport protein BIG. Lineage: Eukaryota; Viridiplantae; Streptophyta; Magnoliopsida; Asterales; Asteraceae. The transcript is spliced from 14 exons. The record is from RefSeq and is a predicted model, not a curated record. Gene Ontology annotation, cellular component: plasmodesma; cytosol. Gene Ontology annotation, biological process: auxin polar transport. Gene Ontology annotation, molecular function: zinc ion binding; protein binding. The coding region runs from base 120 to 15302 and encodes 5060 amino acids.
CCACCAAAAAACCAUCAAAGUAUCUGUAUCUAUCUAAUCUGUAUCUAUAUAUAAAACACAAAUUACACUGAUCGAUUGAUCAAUCAAAAUCGGUUAUCCGAUCAUUUUCUCCAGCGGCCAUGGCCGGUGAAGAAGAAAUCGCUAAACUCGUCGGACUUCUUUUUUCCGAUGAAAAAAACGAUAUUAAACUCCGGUCCGAGAAAUUAGGGCUAGAAAAAUUCUAUUUGAUCCUUAAACAAGGCGUUGAGGUUAAUAACAGUGAUGGAAAAUUAGGGCUGCAAAAAUGGGAACUUUCGCAGAUUCAGUCCGUUGUUUCUGUUGCUUAUGCUAUUGUUUCUUCUUUUCGAUCCAUUUCUGUUGAGCAAGUGGAGCCGAUAAUUGUGGCUGUGAUGGAGCAGUCUUUGGAGUUUGCUAUGUGUUGUUUGGAGAAUUCUGUAGCUUCUUCUGACGAUUUGAGCUUCAUUCAGUUACUGGAGCUCGCACUAGUUGAUGGCACGAUCAAAGACGCUGACGUGUUACAUCAUUCUUCUCUGAAUCUGGUCAUAGAUUCGUUGAAGUCAAUCACAUUAAGAAGUGAGAAUGUUGAAUUGCAAGACCAUAUUGAGUGUAUCGUUCAAGGGAGUAAUUGUUCAAAGGAAAAAAAGCCCGUGGACCGUCUUCUUAUGACUUUAGCCUCUGAGUGGACACAACAUGAUAAUUUGAGCUCAUGGACGAUUGGAAGGACUUCUCAUGAUUUCAAUAAAUUGGUUCCAUUGUUGCAGCACUGGGCAGUCGUUCAUCUAGGAUGCAUAGAGCGUCUUGUUUCAUAUUGCAUGGGAUUGGUUGACAAUAUUGAUAAGUCUGAUGAGAAGAUAGACGGUAUUAAUUUGCGAAGAAGAUUGUCAUUUUGUACAAGAAUCUUUAAAUUACUUGCAAGUGUUACCAAAGAUGCCCCAUAUGUCGAUUAUGAUGCUAAGCUGUUAGCAUCUUUUGUAUCAUUUACCAAUGUGCUGCCUACUUUGUUCAGAAGCAGAUAUGAUUUUGCCACAAGCAAUGUGUCUGUUGAAUUCAGUAUUGAAAGCCUUGUGUUGUUGCUGUUGGAGGCGUUUCUCCACCUAGUUCAUACAAUUUUUUGCAACAGCAAUGUGUUCCAGAACAUAUUGGUAUGUGUAAUAGUCUCCAUAUUUGAUAAUCUGGAUGUUGACAUGUGGAGAUACGAUAAGUUGAUUACCAUCGUAAAGGUUCCAGCUGCUUAUUUUCCAAGAAUUGUUCUGUACAUUCUGAAAUUAGUUGAGGAUAUAAAGAAACAGCAGUACCAGGCUCUUGAGUUGAAGGGCUUGCAUGCUGAUGUUCAGGUUGAUUCUUGUUUAUGUGGUGUCAGUUCAGGAAGGAUCUCACUGUUGAAGAAGUACACAAUUGAUGAGUUGCUAGAAGUAAUAUUUCCUACAUCUAAGCAAUGGGUGGAUAAUUUGAUGCAUCUUGCUUUGUUCCUUCACUCUGAGGGAGUCAAGAUGUUACCGAAACUGGAUAGAUCCUAUUCUAGUUGUACAAAGGCCUCUUCUACCCUGGAACCUGAAAGCACUGUUUGUCAUGAGGAUGAAGCGUUGUUUGGUGACCUUUUCUCUGAGGGUGGGCGAUCUGUAGGAUCAACGGACGGAUACGAUCAAUCAGUUGUUGCUGUUAAUUCUGUUACCAAUGUGAAUAUGCCUCUUCAUGCUGCCACUGAGCUGUUUAUCUUUUUGAAGACUAGUGCCUUUUCCCAUGAAUGGAGUUCUCUAGUAUAUGAAGAUGCAUGCAAAAAGGUCACUUCAUAUCAUAUCGAUAUCAUCCUUUCUAUUCUUUGUUGUCAAGGAUGUCAUGCUGGAGACAGGAUUCCUGAUGCCGGUGAUAGAAAGUUUGUGCAUACUCAUGAGGUUUGUUAUGAGGUGUUACACAAUUUGAUCUCGUUCCAUGCUUUACCUGAUUCCAUUGAAGAAUACCUUGUGUGCCAAAUAUUGACUGUCGAGAAUGGUUCUUUUGUAUACAACCAUCAGACCCUUGCCUUAUUAUCUCACAUGCUUAUAUGCCGUGUUGGUUCUUCUGGCAAUCAAUUGAGAACAAAAGUCCUGAAGGUAUUUGUAGAAUUUGUCUUCGAAAAAGUAAAUUCAGUCUGUGCGCGCAACCCUACUCUUAGAGAACUUAUCGAGACUCUCCCCUCAGUUUUCCACAUCGAGAUUCUGCUGAUGUCAUUUCAUUUAUCAUCUGAAGCAGAAAAGGCAGAACAAGCAAAUCUCAUAUUUUCCUCUAUUAGAAGAAUUGAGCCUCUCUCUAAUGGUUUUAACAGCAGCCAGUUGUCAUGCUGGGCAUUACUCGUAUCACGUUUAGUUUUAAUUCUUCGACACAUGAUGUUUUAUCCCAAUGUUUGUCCUCCCACCUUACUAUCAGAGUUGAAAUCCAAGUUAAGGGAAGCUCCGGUUGCUAGGUCAGUUCCUACGGGUAAUGCAAGUAACCGUACGUUUUGGGCAUCAACUUCUGUUGAGAAUGUGAUGCGGACUUUUGCCUUGGAAGGGGAUGUUAGCAGUAGUUUUUUGAAUCAGCUGAUUGAUGUUACGUCCUUCACCACUUCAGCACACAAGGAAGAUAUUGGGGUUGAAUGCCUAGGUUUGAGUUGGGCUGAAGUAUGUUCUUCUUUUUCGUCGAUUUUAGGGUUUUGGAGAAGGAAAGGAGCAUCGACAAUGGAGGAUUUGGUUCUUGAAAGAUACAUUUUUAUGCUUUGUUGGGAUAUCCCUCCUAUGCAUACUACUUUGGAUUCGCUUCUUUCUGGCAGUGACCUUCAGACUCUUGACAUUACUAGCAUAGAACAUCUUCUGUACUUUGGUCAUUCAAUCUUGGGCAACUGUGGAGUUGCCUUGGGUGAUAAUUUUUCAAAAAUAGUGGUUAGUGUGCUAGAACAGCUGCGAUCAAUGCCAAUGUCCGAGAAAACUGAAGAACUUGGGUGGGACUUCCUGAGAAGUGGAUCUUGGUUAUCUCUGGUACUCUCCUUACUUGGAGCUGGAAGUCAGAGAUAUUGCUUUAAUAAUGGAAUUGAUUCAGUGGGUCUAGUCUCACUGGAGCACACAUCCAGAGAUACUGAGUUUUUUGCACUUUCUGAAAAGUUGAUCAUCAGUUCACUCAAUGCAGACACAGUUGCAUUGUUGUUGAAAGUAUUGUCAGCAAUAUUACAGAGGUACAGGAAUGUUUACCAGAAAACCUUGCUUUCUACUUUCAUGGACGGCCAAAGCUCUGCCAAUAAGUUUUCACCUAUAUUGCUUCUCAAGCACACUGGAUUUGACAAGUCCCUACAGGAUGUGCUUUUUGAGAAAUGUGCUUUCAGUCCUUGUCAACUGGAGUCAAUAUGUGAACUUCUCUCAAAGUUGGGUACUGCUGUUGAUAAAAUGGCACCUGGACUCUUGAAUAAGGUCUUUUUGGAACUUGUAAUGCAUGGUUUCCCGUGUAGUAAUCAAGUCCCCAGUGGGUUUCUGCUUUCUUGCAUUCUUAGCAUUAAAGGAAUCAUUUCUGUUCUGGAUGGACUAGUUAAGGUUAUAGCUCUGAAAGCAAUUAUCUCCAUUGAGGCUGAAGUACGCCACGAGAUUCUUGAGUCAAUUUUGUCAAUUAAAACUGACAAGGUAUUUAGUAGUCUACAUACUCAAUGUGAUGCAAUUUAUGAAAUUUUGAAUGAUGGCUUGGAAGUGUUUGAUUACAGAAGUUUCUUUACAAUGAAGAACAUGUAUGAUCUUUUGAGGGAUAUUAAUGCUAGAGACGUUGUUGAUAGUUCUGUUAGUGAAUGUGUAGUGUUCAAGGCCAUUGAUAUCACAGAUAGCACCAUGAAGGAUUCUUCUAGGGCAUCUUUGUUGAAGAAAUUCAUGUCGGUUGGAGAUUUUUCUGAAGAGAUGGAUGAUACUUCUCAGCAGGGGGAUCUUUUGGUUCUUAUUGAUGCAUUGGAUAAUUGCAACUCUGAAUCGGUUAAUGUAAAGGUUCUUAGUUUCUUCGUUGAUCUUCUAUCGGAAGAUAUAUGUCAUAAUUUUAAACUGAAGUUGCAGAAAAAGUUUAUUGACAUGAAUUUGAGUCGCCUUUCUAAAUGGCUGGGAGAGAGGUUAUUAGGGUCGAUGAAUGAACCUUUGGGGGAUCUCGUCUGUGUAAAUGGAAGCUCAUUAUCCCUAAGAGAGUCAACCAUGAAAUUUGUUGUGUCACUAAUGUCUCCUCCUGAAUCACAAUCUGAAGAACUGCAUAAUCAUAUUUAUGAAGCUCUGUUAGUUUCACUUGAUGAUGCCUUUAUGCUGUAUGAUGUCAACACAGCAAAAUCCUAUUUGAAUUUUGUUAUUCAACUUUCUAGUGGGGAGGCUUCAAUGAAACUCCUUCUGGAACGCACAGUGAUGCUGAUGAAAAAGCUGGCGAGUGAUGAGCGCCUGCUUCAAAAUCUAAAAGUUCUAUUUGGUUUUCUUGGAUCAAUGGUAAGUGAUUUCGGGUCAAAUAAGAUUGCUGCUGCAAAGUUGGCAGAGAAGUCAUCACGUAAGAGUGGUUCUGGGAUAGGCCCAGUGGCCACAAGGUCUGUGGGUUCAAGGAAACAUCCUGAUUCGUUGGUCUUUUCUUCUAGUCAAGAGGGUGGGCCCACAUCUCUUGAUUGUGAUGCAACUUCAGCUGACGAAGAUGAGGAUGAUGGAACGUCAGACGGUGAAGUGGGUAGCAUUGGUAAGGACGAGUUUGAUGAUAGUAAUAGUGAAAGAACCCUUGCCUCUAAAGUUUGUACAUUUACAUCCAGUGGAAGCAAUUUUAUGGAACAGCACUGGUAUUUUUGUUAUACAUGUGAUCUAACAGUGUCAAAAGGCUGUUGUUCUGUGUGUGCAAAAGUUUGUCAUCGUGGACAUCGUGUUGUCUACUCCCGAUCAAGUCGGUUUUUUUGUGACUGUGGAGCAGGGGGUGUACGCGGUAGCAGCUGCCAGUGUUUGAAACCUAGGAAGUUCACUGGAGGUAACAGUAACUGUGCGCCUGUGCGUAAUGCUGGUAAUCUUCAUUCAUUUCUACCAUUCACGGAAGAUGGGGAUCAGAUGCCUGAAAGUGAGUCGGAUAUUGAUGAAGAUGGUUCGUUGGAUGUGGAUAACUCCAUCAGAUUGUCUUUUCCAAGGGAAAUACAAGAGGUAAUCCCAUCUUUGAUAAAAGGACUUGAUGUAGAAGAUCGGGUUCUUGAACUUUGCUCCUCAUUGUUGCCAUCUAUAACAAGCCGAAGAGACUCUAAUCUCUCAAAGGAUAAGAACAUCUCAAUAGGAGAAGACAAAGUGAUAACUUUCAGCGCGGAUCUUUUACAAUUAAAGAAGGCAUAUAAAAGUGGUUCCUUGGAUUUGAAGAUAAAGGCGGAUUAUUCAAAUGCAAAGGAACUUAAAUCCCAUUUGGCUAGUGGUUCUCUUGUGAAAUCCUUGCUUAGUGUCAGUACUCGAGGCCGACUUGCUGUUGGAGAGGGUGAUAAAGUAGCUAUAUUUGAUGUUGGCCAGUUGAUUGGGCAGGCCACUGUAGCCCCUGUUACUGCGGACAAAGCUAAUGUGAAGCCUCUGUCAAAGAAUGUUGUUCGCUUUGAGAUUGUACAUCUUGUUUUUAACCCAUUGGUGGAAAGUUACCUCACUGUGGCAGGCUAUGAGGAUUGCCAGGUUCUUACUGUUAGUCAUCGUGGUGAGGUCACAGAUCGUUUGGCCAUUGAACUUGCGCUGCAAGGUGCAUAUAUAAGGCGUGUAGAAUGGGUUCCUGGGUCUCAGGUGCAGCUUAUGGUGGUCACCAACAAGUUUGUUAAGAUAUAUGAUCUCUCUCAGGAUAAUAUCAGCCCCAUGCACUACAUCACCUUGCAUGAUGACACAAUUGUUGAUGCAACAGUUGCUGUGGUUUCCCAAGCAAGAGUUUUUCUUAUUGUCCUUUCUGAACAUGGUUGCUUAUUCAAGUUAGAAUUGUCGAGUGAAGGAAAUGCUGGCGCAAAAACAUUAAAAGAAACUGUGCAAACUCCAGGAAGGGAAAUACAUUCUAAGGGAUCUUCUUUGUACUUCUCAUCUACUUACAAGUUGUUAUUUGCAUCGUAUCAAGAUGGAACAACUUUAGUUGGAAAGCUUAAUAAUGAUCCAUUAGCUCUGUCUGAGAUAUCUGCCGUUUAUGAAGAUGAACAAGAUGGUAAGCAUCGCCCUGCGGGAUUGCAUCGCUUCAAGGAGUUGCUUGCUGGCAGUGGGUUAUUUGUUUGCUUCUCAAGUGUGAAAUCCAAUGCUGCCCUGACUGUUACAAUUGGAGAGCAUGAAGUCCUUGCACAGAACAUGCGUAAUGGAGUGUAUUCAACCUCAGUUUUGGUAGGUAUAACGGCUUAUAAGCCUUUGUCCAAAGAUAAAGUUCAGUGUCUCGUUUUGCAUGAUGAUGGCAGCCUUCAGAUAUAUACACAUGUUCCUAUCGGGGUUCAAGCUGGUGCGAACGUGAUUCCGGAUAAAGUUAAGAAGUUAGGAUCUGAAAUACUCAAUAGUAAAGCUUAUGCUAGUUUGAAGCCGGAGUUCCCACUUGAUUUUUUUGAGAAAACGGUAUGCAUAACGGCCGAUGUGAAGUUGAGUGGUGAUGCCAUCAGGAAUGGGGAUUCUGAAGGUGCAAAGCAGAGCUUGGCAUCAGAAGAUGGAUAUCUUGAGAGUCCUACACCUGCAGGGUUCAAGGUAACUGUUUCCAAUUCGAAUCCUGACAUAGUCAUGGUCGGGUUUCGUGUUCAUGUGGGGAAUACAUCAGCAAAUCAUAUACCAUCAGAUAUAACCAUUUUCCAGAGAGUCGUAAAAUUAGAUGAGGGCAUGAGGUCUUGGUAUGACAUCCCAUUUACAGUUGCAGAAUCACUUCUGGCUGAUGAAGAAAUUACAAUAUCCAUAGGACCAACCUUCAAUAGAUCCACUUUGCCUAGAAUAGACACCUUGGAAAUUUAUGGCCGAGCAAAGGAUGAAUUUGGUUGGAAAGAAAAGAUGGAUGCAGUACUGGACAUGGAGGCUCGUGUCCUUGGGAGUAGUUCCUGGGUUGCAGGCUCUGUAAAGAAGCAGCGUACUGGUCUAGCAGCUCCCAUUGAGGAGCAAGUUGUUGCAGAUGGACUCAAUCUUCUGUCAUGGUUAUAUGGCUUGGGUAAGCCACAAGGAUGUUCAAACGUGGAGGAAGUAAAAGCAGAGCUCAGCAGAUUGAAGUGCAAGCAGUUGCUGGAAACGAUAUUUGAAAGUGACAGGGAACCUUUGUUGCAGGCUGGUGCAUGUCAUGUUCUUCAAGCUGUGUUCCCUAAAAGAGAAACAUAUUAUCAAGUUAAGGAUACCAUGCGGCUUUUAGGGGUGGUGAAAUCAACUUCCACAUUGUUGUCAAGGCUUGGAGUUGGUGGAAGUACAUCAGGGUGGAUCAUUGAAGAGUUUACAGCUCAGAUGCAUGCGGUUUCCAAGAUUGCACUUCAUCGCCGUUCUAACUUAGCUGCCUUUCUAGAGAGACAUGGUCCGGAGGUUGUUAAUGGGCUUAUGCAGGUUCUAUGGGGAAUUUUGGACAUAGAGCAGCCAGAAACACAGACCAUGAAUAACAUCGUUGUGGCAGCUGUGGACCUCAUAUACUCUUAUGCUGAGUGUUUGGUUUCCCAUGAAAAAGACACUGGAGGUGACACCGUUGCACCAGCUGUUAAUCUCUUUAAGAAACUUCUCUUUUCUCAAAAUGAGGCUGUUCAGACUUCUAGCAGCUUGGCCAUAUCUUCAAGGUUACUCCAGGUUCCAUUUCCAAAGCAAACGAUGUUGGGUACAGAUGACUCGGUGGAUAGUGCAACAUCUGCUCCGGCACGUGCUGAUGUUGCAAGCUCAACUGGUGGAAAUGCUCGGAUUAUGGUUGAGGAGGACUCUAUCACAUCAUCUGUUCAAUACUGUUGUGAUGGCUGCUCCACUGUUCCUAUACUCAGAAGAAGAUGGCAUUGUACAGUCUGCCCGGACUUUGAUUUGUGUGAAGCCUGCUAUGAAAUGGUUGAUGCAGAGCGGCUACCCGCACCUCAUUCGCGAGACCAUCCAAUGUCCGCUAUUCCAAUUGAAGUUGAAACAUAUGGCGGAGAAGGAAAUGAAAUGCAGUUUGCCACCGAUGAUCUAAGUGAUCCAAUGUUGCUGCCAGUUGCACCUGAUAUUGGCCUGCCGGCUUCUGCCCCCGCAAUCCAUGUGCUAGAAACCAAUGAACCUGGAGAGUUUCCAUCUUCAGUUACCGAUCCUGUUACGAUUUCUGCAUCGAAAAGGGCUAUAAAUUCUUUAAUUCUUUCAGAGUUUCUUAAACUUCUAAAAGGGUGGAUGGAGACCACCUCUGGCGUUCGAGCUAUCCCAAUUAUGCAGCUCUUCUACAGGCUAUCUUCUGCAAUAGGUGGACCUUUUGUUGAUAGCUCAAGGCCUGGAAGUUUAGAUCUGGAGAAGUUGAUAAAAUGGUUCUUAGAUGAAAUUUCAAUCAACAAACCAUUUUCAGCCAAAUCACGUUCUUCAUUUGGGGAGGUCACUAUCCUGGUCUUUAUGUUCUUUACACUAAUGUUGCGGAACUGGCACCAGCCUGGCGGUGAUGGUUUGAUAUCAAAACUAGGUGGAUCAUCAGAUACAAAUGAAAAGAACACUGCCCAUAGUCUGCCUUCUGCCUCAGCUACUUCUUCUGCUGUGGAUGACGGAGAGAAGAAUAGCUUCCAUUCCCAGCUGCUUCGUGCUUGUGGAGCUCUUCGGCAACAAGAUUUUAUCAAUUAUCUUAUGGAUAUUUUACAACAGUUGAUGCAUGUUUUUAAGUCUUCAUCUGUUAGUUUAGAUUCUUCACACGGUGCUAAUUCUGGAUCAGGAUGUGGGGCUCUAUUAACUGUUCGCAGAGAGAUACCCGCGGGUAACUUCUCUCCAUUCUUCUCUGAUUCAUAUGCAAAAUCUCAUCGUUCAGAUAUGUUCGCGGAUUACCAUCGGUUAUUGUUAGAAAACACUUUCAGGCUAGUUUAUAGUUUGGUUCGCCCGGAAAAGCAUGACAAGGCAGUUGAAAAAGAGAAGCUCUUCAAAGUUCCGUCUGGGAAAGAUCUAAAGCUUGAUGGAUAUCAGGAUGUUCUAUGCAGUUAUAUCAAUAACGCCAAUACGACUUUUGUAAGAAGGUAUGCCAGGAGGCUUUUUCUGCAUCUGUGCGGUAGCAAAACACACUAUUAUAGCGUUAGGGAUUCAUGGCAGUUUUCAAGUGAGGUUAAGAAGCUGUAUAAACACAUCAACAAGUCAGGUGGAUUUCAAAGUACUCUUUCUUAUGAGAGGAGUGUCAAGAUAGUGAAAUGCUUGUCUACUAUGGCUGAAGUUGCUUCUUCCCGUCCAAGAAACUGGCAAAAAUAUUGUUUGAGGCAUGGCGAUGUUUUGCGUUUUCUUGUCAACGGCGUGUUUUAUUUUCCUGAAGAAUGUGUGUCUCAGGCUCUUAAACUUCUGAGUUUGUCCUUCUACAAUGGCAAGGAUAAUAGCCUGUCACUACAGAAAACUGAUGGUGGUGAUACUGUUACCGGAGUGAGCUCUAGCAAAUCAGGGCCACAAUCUCUGGAUUCAAAGAAGAAAAAGAAAGGAGAUGAUGGAGCGGAAUCUGGUCUGGAUAAAUCUUAUAUUGAUAUGGAGCCAAUGGUAGAUAUUUUUGCUGACAAAGGUUAUGAUGUCUUGAGGCAGUUUGUUGAUUGCUUUUUACUUGAAUGGAACUCCAACUCUGUCCGAGUAGAAGCCAAAUGUGUACUGUAUGGAGCUUGGCACCACGGAAAGCAAUCAUUUAAGGAAACAAUGUUGAUGAUUCUUUUGGAGAAAAUAAAUUUCUUACCUAUGUAUGGCCAGAAUAUUAUGGAGUAUACAGAACUUGUUACAUGUUUGUUAGGAAGGGUACCUGAGAACAAUGCAAAGCAACAGAGCAAUGAACUUGUAGACCGAUGCCUAACUUCUGAUGUGAUCAAGUGCGUUUUUGAUACACUUCACUCGCAAAAUGAGCUCUUGGCCAACCAUCCUAAUUCACGUAUAUACAACACACUGAGUGGGUUGGUGGAGUUUGAUGGUUACUAUCUUGAGAGUGAGCCCUGUGUUGCCUGUAGCUGCCCGGAGCUUCCUUACAGUAGGAUGAAGUUAGAAAGUCUGAAAUCUGAAACAAAAUUCACCGAUAACCGAAUAAUAGUCAAGUGCACAGGAAGCUACACCAUCCAGAGUGUCACCAUGAAUGUUCAUGAUGCUCGUAAGUCGAAGUCUGUGAAGGUCUUGAACCUGUAUUAUAACAAUAGGCCCGUGUCUGAUUUGGCGGAACUCAAAAACAAUUGGUCCUUGUGGAAACGUGCAAAAAUAUGCCAUCUUGCUUUCAAUCAGACUGAACUGAAAGUGGAUUUUCCUAUUCCCAUCACUGCUUGUAAUUUCAUGAUUGAGCUUGAUUCGUUUUACGAGAAUCUUCAAGCUUUAUCUCUUGAACCGUUGCAAUGUCCGCGCUGCAGCCGUCCUGUUACGGAUAGGCAUGGAAUCUGUAGUAACUGUCAUGAGAAUGCUUACCAAUGUAGGCAAUGCCGCAAUAUAAAUUAUGAAAACCUGGAUUCUUUUCUAUGUAACGAGUGUGGUUAUAGCAAGUAUGGUCGUUUUGAAUUCAAUUUCAUGGCUAAACCGAGUUUCACAUUUGAUAACAUGGAGAAUGAUGAUGACAUGAAGAAGGGUUUGUCUGCAAUAGAAUCUGAAUCUGAGAAUGCGCAUAGGAGAUAUCAGCAACUUUUAGGCUUCAAAAAACCUCUUUUGAAGAUUGUAUCAAGCAUCGGUGAGAAUGACAUGGACUCUCAGCAGAAGGAUUCUGUUCAGCAAAUGAUGGUAUCUCUUCCAGGUCCUUCAUGUAAGAUUAACCGUAAGAUUGCACUUCUUGGUGUUCUCUAUGGUGAAAAAUGCAAAGCUGCUUUUGAUUCGGUCAGCAAAAGCGUGCAGACCCUUCAAGGGCUUCGACGGGUUUUAAUGAAUUACUUGCAUCAAAAAAAUUCAAAUGAGUCUGUUGCCCCCUCUAGACUAGUUGUUUCUAGGUCACCUAAUAGCUGUUACGGUUGUGCCACAGUGUUCGUUACACAGUGUCUUGAGAUGCUACAGGUGUUGUCGAAGCACCCGAGUUCUAAGAAGCAGCUUGUGGCUGCUGGAAUUUUAUCGGAGCUAUUUGAGAAUAACAUCCAUCAAGGUCCCAAAAGUGCUCGUGUCCAAGCGAGAGCGGCACUCUGUGCCUUCUCUGAAGGUGACAAGAACGCAGUGUCGGAGUUAAAUCUUCUUAUUCAGAAAAAGGUUAUGUAUUGUCUUGAACAUCAUCGCUCUAUGGAUAUUGCUCUCGCAACACGUGAAGAAUUGCUCUUGCUUUCUGAGGUGUGCUCCUUGGCCGAUGAGUUUUGGGAGUCAAGAUUACGGGUUGUCUUUCAGCUAUUAUUCUCUUCAAUCAAAUUGGGUGCCAAACAUCCUUCUAUAUCAGAGCAUGUUAUUCUUCCUUGCUUGAGGAUUAUAUCACAAGCAUGUACCCCUCCAAAACCUGACUCAUUAGACAAAGAACAAGGAGCAGCAAAACCUGGCCCAGUUCCAGUACAAAAGGAUGGAAACUCAUCUAGAUCUCUCAGUGGUAGCAAGUCUGUGCCUGAAGCAUCAGAAAAGAACUGGGAUGGUUCUCAUAAGACUCAUGAUAUACAGUUGGUAAGCUACUCAGAGUGGGAAAAAGGUGCUUCUUAUCUUGAUUUUGUUAGGCGCCAUAAAGUGUCGCAAACAACUAGGUCCAGCCAGAGAUCUCGGUCUCAGAAAUUUGAGUUUCUCGCUUUGAAGUAUGCCCUUAGAUGGAAACGCCAUGCCUCUAAAACAGUUAAAAGUGAAAUAGCAUCUUUUGAACUGGGCUCAUGGGUUACUGAACUGGUACUGAGUGCCUGUUCUCAAUCUAUAAGAUCCGAGAUGUGCAUGUUGAUCAGUCUGCUUUGUUCCCAAAGUUCAUCACGGCAGUUUCGCCUACUAAAUUUACUCAUGUCUUUGUUGCCUGCUACUCUUUCUGCUGGUGAAAAUGCUGCCGAGUAUUUUGAAUUGCUCUUCAAGAUGACAGAGACAGAAGAUGCACGUCUUUUCUUGACUGUACGGGGAUGUUUGAGCACAGUUUGUAAGUUGAUCACCCAAGAGGUAAGUAAUGUUGAAUCUUUGGAGAGGAGCCUGCGUAUCGACAUCUCACAGGGAUUCAUCCUUCACAAGCUUAUUGAGCUCUUAGGAAAUUUUUUGGAUGUCCCAAAUAUAAGAUCCAGGUUCAUGAGAGACCAGCUACUCUCUGAAGUCCUCAAGGCCCUUAUCGUUGUUAGGGGGUUAAUAGUGCAAAAAACAAAGUUGAUAAGUGACUGCAGUCGACUUUUAAAGGAUCUUCUGGAUAGUCUUCUGCUGGAGAGCGAAAAUAAGAAACAUUUUAUACAGGCAUGCAUUGGCGGUUUGCAGAUUCAUGGGGAGGAGAAAAGAGGACGCUCUAAUUUGUUCAUUUUGGAGCAACUCUGUAACCUGAUCUGCCCUUCAAAACCUGAAGCUGUGUAUCAUCUGAUACUGAACAAAGCACACACCCAAGAGGAGUUUAUCCGGGGUUCGAUGACCAAAAAUCCUUAUUCCAGUGGUGAGAUAGGUCCACUGAUGCGCGAUGUCAAAAACAAAAUUUGUAACCAGUUGGAUCUCUUGGGUCUUAUCGAGGAUGAUUAUGGUAUGGAACUACUUGUAGCUGGAAAUAUAAUCUCCCUUGAUUUGAGCAUCGCCCAAGUUUAUGAGCAAGUUUGGAAAAAUUCGAGUACUCAGUUCGCAAACGCUGCUGCUGCUGCUGCUACAUUACAUUCUCCCGGUACUGCCACGUCAGCAAAAGAUUUUCCACCUAUGACCAUUACCUACAGGCUUCAGGGGUUGGAUGGUGAAGCUACUGAGCCCAUGAUCAAGGAAUUAGAUGAAGACAGGGAAGAGUCUCAAGAUCCUGAGGUGGAGUUUGCAAUAGCAGGUGCAGUUCGAGAGUGUGGUGGGUUGGAAAUUCUAUUAGAAAUUGUUCAGCGUUUGCGAGAUGAUCUGAAGUCCAACCAGGAGCAACUGGUGGCUGUUCUGAAUCUUCUAAUGCACUGCUGCAAAAUAAGGGAAAACAGGCGGGCCUUGCUGAGGCUUGGAGCUCUAAGUUUACUACUAGAAAUUGCACGGCGUGCAUUCUCUGUUGAUGCCAUUGAGCCAGCUGAAGGCAUUCUUCUAAUUGUUGAGAGUUUGACAAUGGAAGCUAAUGAAAGUGAUAAUAUCGACAUCACUCAGAAUGCCCUUACAGUCUCCAACGAAGAAGCUGGUGCAGGUGAACAGGCUAAAAAGAUAGUCAUCAUGUUCCUAGAAAGACUGUCUCACCCACCAGGCCUUAAAAAGUCAAGUAAACAGCAGAGAAACACUGAGAUGGUUGCUAGAAUUUUGCCUUACUUAACGUACGGUGAGCCUGCUGCAAUGGAAGCACUCAUUCAACACUUUGACCCUUACCUAAAGAACUGGGUUGAGUUUGACCAGUUGCAGAAGCAAGCUCUAGAAAAUCCAAAAGACGAUAACGUCUCUCUGCAAGCGUCGAAACAGAGGUUUGCAGUAGAGAAUUUUGUUAGGGUUUCAGAAUCCAUGAAAACAAGUUCUUGCGGGGAAAGACUAAAGGAUAUCAUAUUGGAAACCGGCAUUACCGAAGUUGCAGUGAAACAUCUGAAAGACAGUAUUCCGUUUACUGGAGUUAAAAAUACACCCGAAUGGGUUUCAGGUUUAAAACUUUCAUCUGUUCCUCUUAUCCUAUCCAUGCUUAGGGGGUUGUCUAUGGGGCACUUGCCCACACAAAAGUGUGUGGAUGAAGGAGGGAUAUUACCUUUGCUCCAUGCUUUGGAAGGGGUCUCUGGUGAAAAUGAUGUCGGAGCUAGAGCUGAGAAUUUGUUGGAUACCCUCUCAGAUAAAGAGGGAAAAGGUGACGGGUUCCUGGCUGAGAAAGUUCGUGCGUUGCGCCAUGCCACACGGGACGAAAUGAGACGCCGAGCUCUGAUGAAGAGAAAGGAGUUGCUUCAGGGACUUGGUAUGCGUCAAGAAUUGGCCUCUGAUGGUGGAAAGAGAAUAAUUGUUGCCCAGCCAAUCCUUGAAGGUUUGGAAGAUAUGGAAGAAGAGGAAGAGGGGCUGGCUUGCAUGGUAUGCCGUGAAGGGUACAGUCUUAGGCCAACGGACUUGCUUGGUGUCUAUACGUUUAGUAAGAGGGUAAAUCUGGGUGUUGGGACUUCAGGAAGUGCUCGUGGAGACUGUGUAUAUACAACUGUCAGCCAUUUUAAUAUCAUACAUUUCCAGUGCCACCAGGAGGCAAAGAGAGCCGAUGCCGCUCUAAAGAAUCCAAAAAAAGAAUGGGAUGGGGCCGCCCUCAGAAACAAUGAGACACUUUGUAAUAACCUGUUCCCCAUUAGAGGUCCCGCUGUUCCAUUAUCUCAGUAUACACGUUAUGUUGAUCAGUAUUGGGAUUACCUUAAUGCCCUUGGACGUGCUGACGGAAGUCGACUGCGGUUGUUGACUUACGAUGUAGUUCUGAUGCUUGCACGAUUUGCGACGGGUGCAUUGUUUAACACUGACUGUAGAGGUGGAGGAAAAGAAAGCAAUGCAAAGUUUCUACCUUUUAUGAUCCAAAUGGCUCGUUAUUUUGUUGACCAUGAUUCUUCUCAGCGACAUAAUCUGGCCAAAUCUGUAGCAGCAUAUCUGUCUUCUUCUACUUCCACACCGGAUUCAAAAUCCCCCACCUCGUCCACGGGAACAGAGGAAACGGUUCAAUUUAUGAUGGUGAGUUCCCUUCUUUCAGAAUCUUACGGGUCUUGGUUGCAACAUCGUCGUGCUUUCUUGCAACGUGGUAUAUACCAUGCAUACAUGCAGCGGACACAUGCCAGGUCAUCUCACCGCUCAUCAUCUUCGUCGUCAUCAUCAUUAUCUACUCCUGUCAAGUCAGAUACAAAACCAGAGGAGCUACUAACGAUAAUCCAGCCAAUGCUUGUUUACACGGGUUUAAUUGAGCAACUUCAACACUACUUCAAGUUCCCAAAGAAAGGCGUAAAUCAAUCUGGCCAAACCGGGGAGAAGGAUGAGAAAAACUUGGAAGGUUGGGAGUUAAUGAUGAAGGAAAAAUUAUUGAAUGUGAAAGACAUGGUGGGGUUCUCGAAAGAGAUGUUGUCAUUGCUGGAGGAUAUGACUUCUGCCACUGAUUUACAGGAGGCAUUUGAUGUGAUUGGUGUUCUGGCUGAUGUGAUGUCAGGUCCAUCAGGUAAGUGCGAAGAUUUUGUGUACGCGGCAAUCGAAGCUGGGAAAGGUUGAUUUUUUUUUGAAGUUGCAUGCUCAACUGGUCUAUAGUUGAUAUGUAAAUGCCACAAAAUUUUGACUCUGCGUAAAUUGCUCAUACUGUUGUGCUUUGGGAAUAGUCGUGUGAUGAUUAAUACUCUACUGUUAUCAAGUUCAAUUUACAUCUAAAGGGUGUUAGCAUA